GGGGCCUGCGCUGGGGACUGCCGGCCGGCGCCGGGGACCGGAGGGGGCUCUUGGGCCGCGACAGCAUGUGACACUGACCAGGAUUCAGCCCUGAUGGAGGAUGAGGAGCCCCAACAUGGAGCCUCAACUUCUAUCCCUGACAUAGCGGAAUUCGAUGCUAUCCCUGAAGCUCUUAUGAGAAGCAGCCAAACCCUUGCCUUGGGGCCUGAAGCUCAAGAAGGCCAGGACCCAUCCUAUAAGUGGGCAGAGGGACGCAGACUCUUGGAGACCCAGCAGAGAGAUUUAAGGGAUGUGAAUGACUAUGCAACAGAGAGUAUGAUUUCUUUCCCCAAGGAAGCCUCUGCAGAUGUGGAGACCAACCAGGACAACCUUAUGGCUGAGGCUUGUGACACUCCAGAGCGCCAGGAGGCAGUGCCUCAGAGCCUGGCAGACCGACAGGCGGAGACACUAGCUCCCCCAGAGCUCUGGGCUUGCCCUGUCCAAGGGGAACAUCUAGACAUGGUCCCAAUAUCCAGUGAACUGGGCAGCAGAAUGGAGGUGGAAUUUAGAACAGAACUCACUUCGUUGAUAUUGGGAACCGAACAAGCAGAAGAGAAGGAAAACAAUUCUCCAGACACCUCUGCUCAGACCAGAUUUUGGCCUUCCUGUGAAGAGCACCCUGCAGAGACCAGCCGGCCACAGGACUCUGAAAUUGGAACCGUCAGGCAGGGGGAAGAGCUACAGUCUAUGGGGGUGCAGGAAAUCCAAGGGAGAGAAGGGCUCAUGUGUCCCCAGGAGGCUGAGGGGCUGGAGGCGCAGGGACAAGAGGAAGUGGGAUUUCAGGGAGCAGGAAGUCUGGGGGAGGAUGUUUGUUCUGAUGGGCAUUUAGGGGAGCAGGAACACAUGGGACAGCAGGUUAAUGAUACAGAGGAAGAACAGAAGCAAAAACAGGAGCAGAUACAAGAUGAUGUGAUGCUUGCCAAACAAGGAGAAAGAGAGGGGCUUAAUGGGGGAUUGGGAAGUCUGAAUUAUGCUGAGUGGGAGAGGAGGACUCAGUGCCAGGGAGAUCUGGAACAGGGCGGACAGAGGCAGAGGGAGUGGAGGGGGCCAGAAGAAAGUAGAGUGGACACUCAGUAUGAGGAGAAUCAAAGCUUAGUGGGGAAAUCAGUGGAAGUAACUAAAAAGCAAGAAGACCAGGGUCUAUGGGGGACAUUGAUGCCAGUAGAGGCCCAGGAGGAGGAGGUGGGAUCAAGCAAGGAGGACCCAGGGAAUUGGGGUGGGGCUGCACUAGGGGGAGUGGGAGGAGAAAGGAAUCCAGAAGAGGGGGAAGAGCAUGAUGGUCCUUCCACAGUGGCACUGGUAGCCCCUGAGGUGUCUUCUCCCUGUGACUUGUUUCCGGACACCUGUUAUCCCAUGACCAGGAUUCCCAGGACUCAGACAGAGCCUAGGGCUGAGGAACUGUGCCCCAAAGCUCUGUCUCCUACACUGGAGCCAAUAGGAUGGUCCCACCAGCCCAUUUCUGUACCUAGCUCCUUUCCUGCUGGGGAGUCGCCUGACCAAGAAACAAGUCAAGACAGCCAGCAAGAAGGAUCCGAGCUGGGGAAGGGGACAGCAUCCAGCCAGGGGACUGAGGUGGCCUCUGCCAAGACCUCUGUGACUCCUCCAAGGACACCAGAUUCAGCACCUUCCAGUCCUACUGAAGUCUCCCCCAGCACCACUGCCUCAUCAUCUGCUAGCUCCUCAGUUGCCUUUCCCAGGAGGGAGCCCUCUCUUGCUGCAUGUUCACCAGAAACCUCCAGAACCUCUCUCUCGACUGACAACCCGUCUCCCUGUGGGGCUUCCAAGACUCCACUGGCUGCCUUCCAUGGCUUCCCAUCUGCAGAGGCUACCAUGGACCCAUGUGCCAGCUCCGACUGGGCCAGCCCUCAGAGCCCCCUAGCCAACUGCACAGGGGCUGUCCAACACCUAAGGAGCAACUCCUUCCCGGGCUCUCACAGGACAGAGCUGAUUCCAGACCUGGUGGGACUAUCAUUUUCCUUCUCCCAUUCAGAGUUACCCCAGAGGCCCCCCAAACCUGCCAUCUAUGGCUCUGUGAUCCCAAGAAGGGACAGGAGAAGUGGAAGGGACUGCAGCGUCUUUCCAGAAUCUUCUAGGUCAUUAUCCGCUCCAGGGCAGGACUCUCAAGAAUUCACCUCACAUCCAGAGAGGCCCAGCAGUCCCCACAGCAGCCAGCCAUGGGGCUCCCCACGUAAUUCAGACUUAGCCCCAGGGUCUCUUGCCUGUGUCUCUUCUCCACCCCCAGUCUCCAUAGAUAUGAGGAUCCAUGAACCUCCACCCCCGCCUCCUCCAGAGAAGAGGCACGUCCACUCCUCCAUGGUGGAGAGAGAUGGCCGUCUCCAUGCAGUGGUCCCCACACUGAAACAAUGUAGCCAUCAUCCUCCAUUAGCCCUAGGUUCAGAGCUACAUGGCCCCACCAAAGGCCCAAUUCCCCAAGUUCCUGAAUCCCUUGUGGCAAGGCAGCACCGACCUCUGCCCUCUACCCCGGACACUCCCCACCAUGCUCGGACCUCUUUCCCCCCAAGGCUGAGAUACAACAAGCCAUUACCCCCAACUCCUGACUCGUCCCAGCCCCACCAUUCUUCCAUUUCUUCUUCCACUAGCCCAAGAGUCUACAGGCCUUUACCCCCUGUCCCUAUCAUGGAUUCUCCCACUGAACCACCCCCGUUACCCCCAAAGUCCAGGGGGAAAAGCAGGAGCACCAAAGGAGGACUCAUGAAUUCAGGGGUUCAAGCCAAGCCAAGGCCUGUUUGUCAAGAGUGGACCGUCUCCACUCCUCAUGUUGCUGGACGUACUUCCUGGCCCCCAGCCAUGGGCAGAUCAACAGAUUCUUUGGCUUCCACCAGUAGGAGUAAGAGUGAAAUGUCCCCUGGCAUGGCUUUCAGCAACAUGACAGCUCUUCUGACUCCCGGUUCCCCCAGCAGCCCCUGGCCUCUGGAGCCCCAGGGACCCACCUCUGAACCAGGGCUCUCAGAAGGGUCUGAGACCCCUGCCAGAGGAUCUUUGAGAAGAACAGCCCCUCAGGAAGGAGCCAAUGGCCUGAGGAGGUCAGACGUAGGCCGAGCAUGGCAGCCAGAAAAACCUAGCCAUCCCCAUCUGGAGAAGGCGUCCAGCUGCCCCCACAGGCGGGACCCGGGGAGACCACAGGAAGGGAGCAGUGGACAGGCUGCAGUCCCUGAUGAGGGGUCAAAUAAGCACAAGGGCUGGAACCGGCAAGGCCUACGCAGACCUUCCAUCUUGCCCGAGGGCUCUUCAGAUAUAAGAGGUCCAGCCGUGGAAAGAUUCCCUGUCCUCUCAGACACCAUUGUUUUUCGGGAGAAAAAACCAAAGGAGCUGAUGGGAGGCUUCUCAAGGCGCCGCUCGAAGCUCAUCAACUCCUCUCAGCUGCUGUACCAGGAGUAUAGUGAUGUGGUUCUGAACAAGGAGAUUCAGAGCCAGCAGCGGCUGGACAGCUUGGCAGAGGCACCUGGGCCCGCCUCCCCCCGGCAGCCCCGAAAGGCCCUGGUCUCCUCAGAGUCUUACCUGCAGCGCCUCUCCAUGGCCUCCAGAGGCUCCCUCUGGCAGGAAAUCCCUGUGGUGCGCAAUAGCACCGUGCUGCUCUCCAUGACCCAUCAAGACCAAAAACUGCAAGAGGCCAAAUUUGAGCUGAUUGUGUCAGAAGCCUCAUACCUGCGCAGUCUGCAUAUAGCUGUGGAUCAUUUCCAACGUUCAGAGCAGCUCAAGGCCAUUCUUUCCAACCAGGAUCACCAAUGGCUCUUCUCUCGUUUACAGGAUGUGCGUGAUGUCAGCACCAUGUUCCUUUCAGACCUGGAGGAGAACUUCGAGAACAACAUCUUCACCUUCCAAGUGUGUGAUGUAGUCCUGAACCAUGCCCCCAACUUCCGCCGGGUCUACCUGCCUUAUGUCACCAACCAGACCUACCAGGAACGCACCUUCCAAACACUGCUGAAUACCAACAGCAGUUUCCGAGAGGUCCUGGAGAAGCUGGAGAGUGACCCCAUCUGCCAACGCCUUUCCCUCAAGUCCUUUCUGAUCCUGCCCUUCCAGCGCAUCACUCGUCUUAAACUGCUGCUCCAGAACAUUCUGAAGAGAACACAGCCUGGCUCUUCAGAGGAAGCUGAGGCCACGAAGGCACACCAUGCCCUGGAGGAGCUGAUCCGAGACUGCAAUAACAACGUCCAGAGCAUGCGACGGACCGAGGAGCUGAUCUACCUGAGCCAGAAGAUUGAGUUUGAGUGCAAAAUAUUCCCGCUCAUUUCACAGUCUCGCUGGCUGGUGAAGAGUGGAGAGCUGACAGCCCUUGAGUUCAGUGCCUCCCCAGGGCUGCGAAGGAAACUGAACACGCGUCCAAUCCACCUGCAUCUCUUCAAUGACUGUCUGUUGCUGUCUCGGCCCCGAGAGGGUAGCCGAUUCCUGGUAUUUGACCAUGCUCCCUUCUCCUCUAUCCGGGGGGAAAAGUGUGAAAUGAAGCUACAUGGACCUCACAAAAACCUCUUCCGACUCUUCCUGCGGCACAACACCCAGGGCAGCCAGGCUGAGUUCCUCUUCCGCACCGAGACUCAAAGUGAAAAGCUUCGAUGGAUCUCAGCUUUGGCCAUGCCAAGAGAGGAGUUGGACCUUCUAGAGUGUUAUGCCUCCCCACAAGUACAGUGCCUUCGAGCCUACCAUCCCCGAGAGAAUGACGAGUUGGCACUAGAGAAGGCUGACGUGGUGAUGGUGACUCAGCAAAGCAGUGAUGGCUGGCUGGAGGGCGUGAGACUCUCAGAUGGGGAGCGAGGCUGGUUCCCUCUGCAACAAGUGGAGUUCAUUUCCAACCCAGAGGUCCGUGCACGGAACCUGGAGGAGGCCCAGCGAGUCAAGACUGCCAAACUACAGCUGGUGGGACAGCAGACCUAGCUAUUCUCUGAGAGAAAUCCCCUGAGCUUAAGGGCAACACAUUCGUGGAGAGGGCUGGCCCCAGAACCCUGCAACAGAGGCCUUCUGUGGACCAAGAACUAGACCUUCUGAAAGCGACAGGACAAAAUCCAGCUACCAGUGCUAGUCCCACGCCUCCUUUUUUGUGCUUUGUGCUUGGUGGGAGGAUUUUGAGGGACUUUGCACUGGUAUCUAGGGACCUUUUUCUCAUAGGAAAAGGGACAAAUGGGGCCUAAGCCAAGAAACUUUACUUCUACUACCAUGUAGUCCUUAAACAUUCUCUGCUUCGGACUGCAGAUUCAGAGCUGACCAGUUUCCAUCAUGGCCGUAUGUUAAACAGAAUCUGACCUCAGUCCACUGGAGGGAAAUGUUUAAGGGAGUUAACACAUCAGAUGGAAGGGUCAACCUUGUGACCCCUAAGGUAUCUUCCAACUUUGGAGAUUUUCCAUAAUUAUUGGUGUGAGGUCAGUGCAUAUAUCUCUGGGAUCUAUGUCUCUUGGUGGCCACGUGAGGGUACUACUCUCUCACUCUAAUAAACUUGGCACUUCUC
This is a messenger RNA of Ceratotherium simum simum (southern white rhinoceros), 5500 nucleotides long. It is a transcript of the gene ARHGEF5, whose product is annotated as Rho guanine nucleotide exchange factor 5. Lineage: Eukaryota; Metazoa; Chordata; Mammalia; Perissodactyla; Rhinocerotidae. Gene Ontology annotation, molecular function: protein binding; guanyl-nucleotide exchange factor activity. The record is from RefSeq and is a predicted model, not a curated record. Gene Ontology annotation, cellular component: nucleus; cytoplasm. Gene Ontology annotation, biological process: intracellular signal transduction; activation of GTPase activity.